Musa acuminata subsp. malaccensis (wild Malaysian banana) is the source of this 2037-nucleotide messenger RNA. RefSeq lists its product as uncharacterized. NCBI's taxonomy places the organism in Eukaryota, Viridiplantae, Streptophyta, Magnoliopsida, Zingiberales, Musaceae. The record is from RefSeq and is a predicted model, not a curated record.
UUGGUCCCUCCGCCGCCGUCUCUCUCCCCCCCCCCCGUUUCCAAAUCUCUUCGCCUCCUUCAGACGUUACUGUUCACGCCGGGGAUGACGACGGCCGCUUUCCGAUCGGCCACGGGCCGAUCCUCGAUUGGCGGGCGCGCCGUUGCCCGCUCCGCACGCGACACCGGUUCUUCCGGCAGCGGCGGGCCACCCCGACGGUCGAGGAGCCUCAGCCGCUUCUCCGGCCGGUUCCCCCCGUCUCAGCCGGAUGCGGAAGAUUUUCCGACGCCCCCCGGCAGGUUCGUCAACGAGGCGCGCGGGUGCGUAUUCCCGGAGAUCAGCCUCGAUGACGUCGUCGAUGAGUUCUUCCGGGCGAGGGCCGAGUCGGAGGAGGAGGAGAGCGAGCCCUCCGAUGCACGGUCCAGGUGCCGCAAUUCCGUCACGAGCUACCCGAUAAAGACGGAGUCGUCUGGUCGGCGCGGAAGGUCCGUGACGAGGCCCCCCCAGUGCCGAACUGGACCGCCGAAGGGCGUCUCGAAUAGUGUGUUAAGGCGGCGGCGAUCUGUCUCCGUUGCUCGCCAUCGGUGUAGCGACUCCGAGAAUGACAUGGAUUCUCUCAGUUCCAGCACUCAAGUCAUAUCAAGGAUUUCGGACAAUGGUAUAUUGCAGCAGCCUUCAUCACAUAGGCCUGUGAAUAAUGUUGAUGUUUUAAAAAGGACAAUGAGUCACAAGGAUUUCUUCCACUCACAAGAUAGCUACUCGAGCCAUUCUUCUUCAUUAACUGAUGUUGAAGCUGGGGAUUUUCAUUCAAGGAAGCAUGGGGUUGAGAAGACAAUCCAGGCGGUUUAUGCCCAGGAAAAGGGAGAAAAUCCCAUAGGGGAUGACGAGGGUAUUGGAUUAUAUGAAGUUGUGCGUAAAGAAGUCAGACAUGCAGUUGAAGAGAUCAGGACAGAGCUUCAAAAGGUCAUGUUGAACAAUGAAGCCUCAGCCAUCAUCAGUGAUGAUAGUAUCCGACCGAAGGGUUCAGAAGUUCUGGAAGCUAUUUCUGAGAUCAGAAGAAAUUACACAACCAAACUGGAGCAGUCAGAGAAGCGCAAGCAGGAUUUAUUGGCUGAGUUAGCAAUGGAGGAGGAACGUGGUCAGGAGAUUAGCAAAAUUGUCAAAGAGUUGCUUCCUUCGCCAAAAAUAUCUGUUGUUCCAGAAAGGCAAUCACAGUCCAGAAGAAGGAGCAAAGAUAGAACAAGACUGUCUAAAUGCUUGAAUGAAGAGGCAGAGAAGUAUUUUGAAGAUUUCCUUUUCAAUGUUGAAGAUACAGACAUAUCUUCUUUCGAUGAAGAAAGAAGUGAUGCUAGUUCAAUCGUAAGAGAUCCUGGAUUACGUAAUUCUGUAGCGGGAACUUAUGAAAGAGUAUUGAAAACUGCUCCUCUGCCUGCUGAUGGAGACGGUGUUGUACUUCCCUGGUUGGAGUGGGAAACUAGUGUUGCUCCUUCCUCACCAUGCAAAAGCAAGGAAGCAAGUGCUGGUUUCAGUAAUUGCUAUCAAAUUGCAAGCAGUUUUGGGAGUCGGAGCUUUGAUGGCACUGACAGCUCUUCUGUAGUUUCUAGCGACCCAAGUAGGAGCAAGUUUGGAGCAGAAAACCACCAGGGGAAUUCUUAUAAUAGCAGAACAACCGCGUCUUCAUUUGACAUGGAAGAGUAUCUCAGCUUAAAGCAAAGUGAAGAUAUUCUUUGUGAAAGGCUGAGACAGAGGCGAAGAAUAGAGUCAGGUAGCAUGAUCCUCUGCGGAAGAUUGUCGACAGAUAUCUGGUAGCUUAAUCAAUAAAAGGGAUUCUAGAAUUCUACCAGAGGGACUUGUGCAUACAACAUGCGAAUUGUUUUCAUUUAUGUUGACUAGUGUUAGGUUCAGCAUAUCCCUGCCGUGUGGUAUAGCUUCUGGUUAUGUUGUUCCUGGUGCAUUGUUAUAUGUUGAACGAACGCUGCACAAAAUUCAAUGUCUCUGCCACCUUGAUUCGUUGCUGCAACUAUUCGUUUCUCAAUGCAAAUCAUCGUGUGUUGCGGU